UCUGGGGUGGGAAGGAGAUGUCCUUGUAUAUACCUUUUUAGAUAGAAAUUUUCCCUGUGCCUGCAUUUAAAAAUAAAAAUAAAAACAAAAUUGGCUUAAUAAAAGGCGGAGUGGUAGCCAGGGACCGAAACUGUCUAUUAAUCAAAUAAAAUUGAAUUUAAAAAAAAUGAGAAUUACAGCUCAUGCAUUCAUGGGAAUUUUUAAAUCCCUGUUUUAAUUUUUCCCUCAACUAUUUUACCAUGUCAGGUACAUAUAUCAAUCCUGUAUUUAAUCAAGACUCCCUUUUAGAGUGGUGAAAUAGAAGUUUUUAAAUUCCCUCAAGAAGUAAAUCCUUACCUGGUUAAGCUUUCAUGUUACACAAUGUUUAUAUUUAGUUACCAGCUCUUCUUAACAAAAGACUGUUAUUGAAAAGGCCCCUUAGCACCCACUUUUUCAAACUUGCCAUAACGUUUGAAAAGAAAAAAAUGUCCAGAAUGUAUUUUGCAUGUUACUUAGAUUGUAUAGACAGGAAACUAGAUAUAAAGUCCUUAUGUUUUUGGCUCGUGUACAACUAUAAACCAAAUCUGCAAAUUAACUGUGAAGAGAACUAAAGAAACCAAUAAAAUUCAAAUUAGUACCAUUAUUCAGUGUGGUGGCUGAUGUUUAGUUUUCAAGGCCUUUGGUCUGAUUCCAUAUGAAAUCUGUUUUCUGUGUUUGAACUUCAGUGAGUAAAACCUGCAAGUGCUUGUUCUCUUUGGUGAUGUUGUGCAGGAUGGCAUUCAUGACCUCAAGACUUUGUUUUAAGUUCAGGAUUAUCCGACCUCAUACCUAUCCCAAACACUUGCCAGUAGGUGUUCCUCAAAUAUCAAUUUUAAUGAGAUGUCAUUGGUCUUGUUCACUUGAAAAUCUUCAUUAAAUGGUUUCUAAACCACUUAUUACUGGAACUGAGAAUGGAGAAAAGUCAUUGCGUAUUUACAACCAAUGAACUUUUGCAAACUGUACUACAAAGCCUGGACCCAGAUAAUUUUUAUGGCACAUAUAUGGUAUUUGCUCUUAGGCCAUUGUCUUUUGAAUAUACCAUGCCUAUAUUCAAAAGACAAUGGCCAUGUGCUCUGACGAGUCAAGAUCCCUUUAUUUUUCACUCCUUCAAUACUUACUGUGAAACCUUUGCUUGAACAGUGCCAUGAGGACAUUUGGCCUGAAGGAGAUCUGAAAAAGCAUCAGUGAAAGCAUAGCGAUUGUACCCGUUUAGACCACGGUUAUUCAUGAUGCAGAAUUUUUAUCAUUGUUUUUAGAUUACCUUGUAAAUGGAAAUAGGUUUUCAAUCUUAUAGAUGGCAUUUAGACUCCCCUUACUCUCCCAAUAUAUUUGAGACUUUCUGUUUGGGAGACAUUGCUUUAGCAAAUAUUUUUGUGAUCGCUAUCUUGGGGCCUAGGAUUCAAAGAUGGAAAAACAAAAUAGAACAAAUUGGCCCUUUGUAACUGAGGGACAUUUUAACAAAAAAGUACAAACAGCUUCAUCUGUGCUAUCCUAAAGGUAGGCACAGAGGGAACACAUUGAAAGGAGCGACUAGGUGUCUUGACGGUAAGGGAGAGGUCUAGAGCACAUCACUGGAAGAAUCCUGUUUGAAUUGGAUGAGGGGCAGAUGAGAGAGAGGAGGCUUAGUGAGGGCAGAUUCGGCAGAACGAGAGUAUGUGUGACGAGCAAGGCCAUGAAAGACACCGUGACCAACGUGGUGAGAAGCAUGUGGCCCUGGGAUAGCAUUGGCAGUGUGAGAGGUAAAUUGGAACCAGUAGUAAAAAUCUGUUCGGCCAGAUGUUUAGCCCUUAUCUUCUGUACUCCAGGGGGGUCUUGAAGGUCUUAGAACUAGGGGAGUAUUUUUACAUCACCACAUUGUAUUAUAAUGUUCUCCACUAGACGUCAAGGCUCUUCAAGGGCUGGGGCUGGGUUAUUAAUCUUUGUAUCUUUAACUUUUGGUAGUAACUGAUAGAGUUAAUGCUUAGAAAACACUGGUUUACUUUCAAAUCUUGAGUAGAGGACUCAGGAGAGAAUGAAGACAGUUUCAUGUGGUGGUGGUUUUAAUCUGUGGGUCACAGACCCCUUUGUGGUUCUGUUGAAAAUGUAUUUACAUGUAACAUUUGGCCUACAGCUUCAUGGGAUUCAUGUACCUCUGAAGUCAGUCAAUCCAUGGAUUCCCGGUUCAGAAAUCCUCCUUAGGAGAUUAUCCCCAGGGCGCCCCAAAUCACCCCCAGACCUCACCUUGAAUAACAACUGUCUCUUUUAACAGGCCUUUAAAUAUUAGAUUAUGGUCGGGUCUCUCUCUUGUACUCUUCCUGAGUUCCCUUCAUGCUUGGGAGGGAUCAAAUCAAGUAGCUGAAUUAUCUAUGAUGAAAGAAAAAAAAAAAAGGUUAAGGUAAAACUCUCCUGGUUUGUAAAGAUAAUCAACAGGUGUGCUCAUAAACAACCAAGAAGCUGCCACUUGAGGAGAACCUGAUGUUCCUGAGUUUGAGUUUAGCAAACAAGUCAGGGGGUCCCCUAGACCACCUUCUGGCUUGGUGAUUGCAGGACUCACAAGAUUCAGAAAAGCUAUUAUACUCAUCGUUACAGUAUAUUACAGCAGAGAGAAACAGAUUAAAAUCAGCAAAAGGAAAAGACGCAUGGACAAAGUCUAGGAGAAAACAAUCACAAGCUUCCUGUUGUCUUCUUCCAGAAGAGUCAGUUUUACAGUUGUGCUUAAUUCUCUCAGCAACAAAGAGAAGUGCUGUUGAACGAGGAAGCUCACCCGAGCCUUUGGGACCAGGGUUUUAUUGGGGUCAGCCACUUUAGGCAGGCAGUGUCGACGUGACUGACCUCAGCUACUGAGACUGUGGCUACUCAGUGCAAAAACAGGCAUUCCGCAUAAAUCACAUUGUUAGGAUAAACUGAGCUAACUGGUACCGUGGCCCAAGACCUCGGGCACACACAAUCUCUCAUCAGAUAGAAUUAUUCCAGGGCCUCAUAGCUCAUCUCCCCAGAGCUGGUCAAGAGUGAGUCUGAAGAGAGGCUUUCUUGACAUUGGUGCAGGGUUUGAACAGCCCAGGCCUCCUAAGUUAACCCUUUCCUGCACGGCAGGUUAGCUGUUCAGGGAAUUAGCUUCUGACCUGUCUGCCGAGUCACUCUUUUUGUAUCUUAGAUGGCCAUUCCAAAUACCUGGACUCUCUUUUCCCUUGUCAGUGAGUGAUUGGAAAGUUGGAUUGGACUUAAGGACAUAUCUGUGCUUUGCAACUAGCCAGGACCAAAGUGUAAUCAUUACAGUGUUUCUGCCACCUCUGUGCAAAAGACAAUUAUACAUGUGUGACAGAUGGGCUCUGCUUUGUCUCUGUCACAGAGACCACAGACAAAGUUAUACACAAUAGCAUGUGUAUAGCUGAAAUCGACCUAAUUCCUCGAGACAGGCCAUUUGUGUGUGCACCCUCGUCAAAAACUGGGUCUGUUACGUAUUGCUGCAGUCAGGACCAUUGCAAUAAAAUAGAGCUCCCAACUGCUGGCUCUUUUUCAGUCAAGCCGCCAUCUGGUCUCGGUCCCGUUGAACUGGCAGCUGUUAUUGCUGGACCAGUCUGCUUCGUCUGCAUCUCACUCAUGUUGAUGGUCUACAUCUGCCAUAAUCGCACUGGCUUUCACCAUCGGGUGCCAAAUGAAGAGGAUCCUUCAUUAGAUCGCCCUUUCAUUUCAGAGGGUACCACGUUAAAAGAUCUAAUUUAUGAUAUGACAACAUCAGGUUCUGGAUCAGGUUUGCCAUUGCUUGUUCAGAGAACGAUUGCAAGAACGAUUGUGUUACAAGAAAGCAUUGGCAAAGGUCGAUUUGGAGAAGUUUGGCGGGGAAAGUGGAGGGGAGAAGAAGUUGCUGUCAAAAUAUUCUCCUCUAGAGAAGAACGUUCAUGGUUCCGUGAGGCAGAGAUUUAUCAAACUGUAAUGUUACGUCAUGAAAACAUCCUUGGUUUCAUAGCAGCAGACAAUAAAGACAAUGGUACGUGGACUCAGCUCUGGUUGGUGUCGGAUUAUCACGAGCAUGGGUCUCUCUUUGAUUACUUGAACAGAUACACAGUCACCGUGGAAGGAAUGAUAAAGCUUGCUCUGUCCACGGCAAGUGGACUCGCCCAUCUCCACAUGGAGAUUGUUGGUACCCAAGGAAAACCAGCCAUUGCUCAUAGAGAUUUGAAAUCAAAGAAUAUUUUGGUAAAGAAGAAUGGAACUUGCUGUAUUGCAGACUUAGGACUGGCAGUAAGACACGAUUCGGCCACAGAUACCAUUGACAUUGCUCCAAACCACAGGGUGGGAACCAAAAGGUACAUGGCCCCUGAAGUUCUAGAUGAUUCCAUAAAUAUGAAACACUUUGAAUCCUUCAAGCGUGCUGACAUCUAUGCAAUGGGCUUAGUAUUCUGGGAAAUAGCUCGACGAUGUUCCAUUGGUGGAAUUCAUGAAGAUUACCAGCUGCCUUAUUACGAUCUUGUACCCUCUGAUCCAUCAGUUGAAGAAAUGAGGAAAGUUGUUUGUGAACAGAAGUUAAGGCCAAAUAUUCCAAACAGAUGGCAGAGCUGUGAAGCCUUGAGAGUGAUGGCUAAGAUUAUGAGAGAAUGUUGGUAUGCCAAUGGAGCAGCUAGGCUCACAGCUUUGCGGAUUAAGAAAACGUUAUCACAGCUCAGCCAACAGGAAGGCAUCAAAAUGUAAUUCUGUGGCUCUGCCUGAACUCUAUGUUUUCUUCACAUCUGCUCCUGGGUCUUCAUUUGGGAGGUCAAUUGUUCUACCUCACUGAGAGAGAACAGAAGGAGAUUGCUUCCUUUUGCAGCAGUGUAAAAAGGUCAAUUACGAACUUCCCAGGCUUUUUUGGACCCAGGGAACAGCCAUGUGGGUCCUUUCUGUGCACUAUGAACGCUUCUUUCCCAGGACAGUUACAAAAUGUUGCGUAGUCUACCUUUAUUUUGUAUUAACACGUAACUUGUUUUUUUAAAAGAUGAUCGCUGGUGUCAGCUUUAGGUAACUCUGCUGUGCUGGAGAUCGUCUUUCAUGGUAAAGGAGCUAGAUUGCUGGGUUGUAUGAAACAUUUCUUAUUUUUAAAGAAAGUGAUUUACUCCUGGUUAGUACAUUCUCAGAGGAUUCGGAACCACUAAAGAGUUUCCUUGAUUCAGACUUUGAAUGUACUGUUCUAUAAUUAUCAGGAUCUUAAAGCUAACAGUUAUAAAACUCUUAUCUUGAGUCUAAAAUGACCUCAUAUAGUAGUGAGGAACAUAAUUUAUGCAAUUGUAUUUUGUAUACUAUUAUUGUUCUUUCACAUCUUCAGAACAUUACAUGCCUUCAAAAUGGGAUUGUACUAUACCAGUAAGUGCCACUUCCAUGUCUUUCUAAUGGAAAUUAGUAGAACUGCUUAAGGUCUGUAUGUUUUAAAACCUAUAGUGUUUGAAUUCAAAAAGUUUGUUUAUCUGGGUAACCCCUACUUUUUCUGUUUUGUUCUUUGGAAGGGUUUUUGUGGCGUGUCAUUCGGAAUUUCAUUUUUUAAAUGCCUUUCUCCUACCAAAAUAUGCUUAAACCACUAAAGAAAAGAAGUGGCAUUAAUCAGUAAAUUUAUCAAGGUCAUGUUUGAAGACAUCAAGCUUUUGCAUUUUAACCCUAUUGCCUAAGUAUACUUUUAAAAAAAAAUCAAAUGGCACUCUCUAGAUGCUUAAAGUACUUUAAUAAUUUAAGAUUUGUAGCAUACAGACUAAAUUUUCUAAAAGGGAAAGUUUGUCUUGCUGCUUGUGAAAAGUUGUAUGGCUGUCUGUAAGCCAUUUUUUCUUUAUCUGAUCAGAGACAGUGUUAUUUUUUUAAGAAAUGAAUUACAUUUAAAAUUAGAAUAUGGUAAAUGUUAAAUAAUAGGUCUUUUUCUAGGAAGGUGAAAGUAGUUAAUAAUUUGAAUAGAUAACAGGUGUGCCAGAGAGUCACAUUUGUUAUAUAGAAGUAAAUGUUCUGUGGAUUCUCGGUCUUUGUAAAACUAAGAUUAGAGUUGGGGUGGUUUUGAGGUCUCACUACACUUUGAGGAAGGCAGCUUUUAAUUCAGUCUUUCAUUCUUAUGUUAGCAGAAAUCUUGAAACUGUUUAAUUAACACGGUCAUGUAAUGAAUUCAGUGCCCCCUUGAUUGUUGAGAGAUGUGGUAGCUAAAGGAUACUCUGAGUAUAGGUUCUCCAUUUACAGAUGUUUUCAGGCAAAUUAAAUAGUUAAGGCAAACUUCUCACAGUCUCCUCACAUUAAGUUGAAACUAGCUUAUGAUAAUUGGGUUUUACUUCUUUUUAUUUUUUUGCUUUCUACAGUGCUGUAAAGUCUUUGCAGGAGUUUUAGAGUUUUCAUCGUCCUUUUUAUCACUGUGAUCUCGUUCUGGGGGAAAAGAACUAUCUUAGCUGUGAGACAGGACUUUGACUUUGUAAUGCCCUCUAUUACCUAAUAAAAGUGUCAGAAUAACCUAGGGUUUUGGUCAGUAAGAGAGAGUGGCCAUUUACACCAACUCAGCUGUAUUCUGAUAAUGUCUUAUCUCUUAUACAUAGAAUCAAUUUGAAAGACUAUUUGGUCUUAAAACCAAAGUUAUCUUAGAAUGAAUGACAUAUUACAUAGGAAUUUAGUGUCAGUUUCAUGUGUUUAAAAACAUCAUGGGGAAAAUGUGCUUAGAAAUUUAUAUUUUGAUUACAACUCUGAGUUUUUGCGGUAGUUACCAUGAUUUCAUUGAAGCAAAUGAAUGAAUUUGAAAGGUUCAUUUUUAUAGUUGUGUUACAUGACUUGUUUAAUAAUCUUUAGCUUUGUGAUCAGGUACUUUGUUUGUUUGUUUUCUUUUGCCAUUUCUAAGAGCCUACCAGAUCUGCUUUAUGAAAUCCAGGGGACCAAUGCAUUUUAUCACUAAAACUAUUUUUUUAUAAUUUUAAGAGCAUACCAAAAGUUCUUGUCUCAUUUAAAAUUGUGAUACAUAAUUUCUCACUUUCAUAUAAGGCAACUGACUUUUGCUGAAGAAACUCUUUAUUAAAUCAAAGAUUGAGUUACAGUUAUGCUAUUCUUGCCUAAGUGGAUAAAAUUUACUUUUGAUGAAUUGGGGAUUUUGUAAAAAUUGAUACUUAGUUCUAAAUUGGACUUGCGUAUUUCCACAGCGAAUUCCCAUUUUUGGCUGGUGACGGUUUGAUGACCUCUAGUUGGUUAAUUUGAAACUGAAAGUUAUUUCCAGGACUGGGUGGAUCAUCGUUACUGGGACCAUGACUCUGUAAAUAUGACCAGAGCAUUAAUUGUGUCAUCUAGAAACAAGCCUUUGUUUCUCCUGCCUCUCCUAAGACUCGUACACGUAUCCUCUAAGAUUCAACUUGGUGAAACAUAUCUUCUGGCACAUGGGCAUUUUGUCAGUAUCCCAGGGUAUUGGGGGUGGAGGAGGUGGGCCUUGGUGGGGCACAGACACCCCUGGUCCUUCCUUCACGUUGCAGCUGUCUUUCUCCCACCUGCUCUCCUGCUGAGCCCUGACUCAGAGAUCAUCACUUUGCCGCCCCCCUCCCCCAGGCCCCCGCAGCCUUUUGACGGAAGAGCUGCUUUUGAGACCUAGAAUAGAGUGGUUGAAGGAAGUUAUGGGACACACUUCCAUUUCCUCGAGCUAUUGGAUGCUGGUAGGACGAGGUCUCCACGUUUGGAGAUGAAGUGGAGAGGCAUGGUGUGCCCCCAAGGCUUCCCCUGCUUUGACUCUAGCUGUGGACAAGGAGUGGGGUGGCCCUGAGGUGGCAGCUCUGGUAUGGCAGUUGGGCCAGAAGCCAGAGCCAGCUGUAUCCCCUGUAGGGCAGGGUAGGCCUGAGGAGCUGAGCCCCUGCUGCUUCUGUCGUGCUCAUGCUCAAGAAGUGCCUCGAGGCUGUGUAUGGUGUCGUGACCACCAAGAACUUCAGAGUUCAGUCCCUGCUCAGAAAUUUAAGUGGGUCACUUGGCCAUUUUGCAGCCCACACAUGAGUUAAUCCUUUUCCCCCUACAUCUGUGAGCUGUUGACUAUUUUAAAAUAAGGUGGCAAGGUGCUAAUAAAAAUGCACAAGAAAGUCUGUCUCCCAUUAGACCUGUCCUCUCAUCCUUUCACUGAAAGAGUGAUUGUCAUUCAGCUGUUCUUUUAUUUCUUGACCAUGGCAGUGUUCUGGCUCCAAACGGUGAGGAUUCCAAAUAAUGGCUCUGUUACAGCUUGGUGGAAAAUGCCAGUGCAGAUAUUUUGCUGUUCUAAAGAACAGCUCGGGACAUGUACUGGAGCUUCCUGUGUCUGUUUUGGAAGGUUGCAAUACCCAUGGCCCUCUCUCUGGGAAUGCUGCGCUUUCAGGACAUUCGGAGGGUUGUCAGUACAUUUAAUCUUUUCAACCCCAUUAUGCAAUCUUAUUUGUAAUGGUAAACUUUUCAAAAUGUGGUUAAGAACAUUCAGCUUGUUUCUUAAAGCUUAAAAAGAACUUCAGUGCACUUGUUUUGUUUUUUAGCAAGAUUUGUGAAUUGAAUAUCACAAACCGUGUUUUGAUACCCUUUUCACAUUGUGCCAAUGGAAUGGUUGCAGAGGUGUUUUGAUAUUUCUUUAUAUGUCAAGGAGAUGCUUCAAAAUGUCAAUUGCUUUAAACUUAAAUUACCUCUCAAGAGACCAAGGUACAUUUACCUCAUUGUGUAUAUAAUGUUUAAUAUUUGUCAGAGCAUUCUUCGGGUUUGCAGUUUUAUUUCUAUAAAAUGUGGGUGUUAUGUUGCUAAAUUACUCAAAUGGUACUGUAUUGUUUAUAUUUGUACCCCAAAUGAUGUCAUCUGUACCUUCUGUUUUCUGUAUUUUAUUGUAUUUGUGCAGAAUUCUUUUGGCUUUAUCCAUGUAAUAUCUGCCUUUCGGAUAUGUACAGCGAAUGUCCAUAUAAAUUUUAAGUUGAAUGACUUUGAGAAACCUGUAAACAGGAGAGAAAAACAUAAACUGCAUUUUCCCAUAAGUUUUUUAAGAUUAUCGUAUUUGUAGUAAUGCUCUGAAUGAACUGUAAAUAGGAAGUAGAAGAACAAUGCUUAUGCAAAGUCCUAACACUACAGUAGAAAUAUGGAAGCAAUGCAAAUAAAUUACUUCUUUUCUUCGAG
Messenger RNA from Choloepus didactylus (southern two-toed sloth), 9078 nucleotides. It is a transcript of the gene TGFBR1, whose product is annotated as transforming growth factor beta receptor 1. The record is from RefSeq and is a predicted model, not a curated record. Gene Ontology annotation, biological process: activin receptor signaling pathway; nervous system development; transforming growth factor beta receptor signaling pathway. Lineage: Eukaryota; Metazoa; Chordata; Mammalia; Pilosa; Megalonychidae. Gene Ontology annotation, cellular component: plasma membrane; activin receptor complex. Bases 3376 to 4686 code for a protein of 436 amino acids. The transcript has 9 exons. Gene Ontology annotation, molecular function: transforming growth factor beta receptor activity, type I; activin receptor activity, type I; activin binding.